Molecule: messenger RNA, 1782 nt
Organism: Myxocyprinus asiaticus (Chinese sucker)
Lineage: Eukaryota; Metazoa; Chordata; Actinopteri; Cypriniformes; Catostomidae
Product: ras-related protein Rab-15-like
Exons: 7
Coding region: 258-896 (212 amino acids)
Biological process (GO): Rab protein signal transduction
Molecular function (GO): GTPase activity; GTP binding
Source: RefSeq, a predicted model, not a curated record
AGCUUAAUCUCCACCCAUUUCAUGAGGUGUGAAGGAUGUCGGUGAAACGAAUAGAGAGCGCUUUGUAGCCCACCGCCGCACCCACCAGAUCAGCGUUAUUUCAGCACACAUCGCCGCUUGCUUUACCUAGACAGUUAUUCGAGGAUUCGGCAAACUGCCACGGACCGUUUGAUGGAAAAAGCGAGAAGAUGAUACUUUGAAGAGGGUAGACAUGGAAACCCGACGCUGAGUUCUUUUAAUUGUCACCAUACGACACCAUGGCCAAACAGUAUGAUGUGCUGUUUAGACUCUUGCUUCUCGGAGACUCCGGUGUCGGAAAAACCUGCCUAUUGUGCAGAUUCACGGACAAUGAAUUUCAUCCCUCUCACAUUUCUACCAUCGGUGUCGAUUUCAAAAUGAAGACCUUAGAGAUAGACGGCAUUAAAGUACGAAUACAGAUAUGGGACACAGCAGGUCAGGAAAGAUAUCAGACCAUUACGAAGCAGUACUACAGACGAGCACAGGGCAUCUUUCUGGUGUAUGACAUCACAAGCGAACGUUCAUUUCAGCACAUCAUGAAGUGGGCCAGUGAUGUAGAUGAGUAUGCCCCUGAGAAGGUGCAGAAGAUACUUGUUGGGAACAAGUCUGAUGAAGAACAGAAGAGACAAGUAGCUACAGAGCAGGGGAAUAAGCUCGCCAAGGCUUAUGGGAUGGACUUUUUUGAGACAAGUGCCUUUACCAACCACAACAUUACAGAGUCUUUUACCCGAUUGGCUGAAUUAGUCUUACAAGCCAAUAAGAAGGAUCUUGAUUUGUUGGGAAGCUCAAUCAAUGACGAGUUCAAUCUGGCUGUUUUGGAGGAGCAGGAAGGAUUGUGUAAUGCUGGCGACAACACCCACAAAUCCUGCUGGUGCUGAGGACAGGAAGAGACUUGACCACUCUUUCAGUUCAUUUCCAUAUUUAUGUUGCUCUGUACAUGGAAUAUUCUUUUACUUAAGCCAAAAUUAUUAGUAAACUGUGUUUUGUUCCUUUAAUGGCUUAUUUCCUGUUCAUUUUUAUUAAUAUUAUUUCUUAUUAUAAUUUAUUUUAUAAAUGGAAAGUGAAACAUUUAGGAAUACUUCUCUUGAAUCAGGAAGUACUUCCAAACAUUUUUUUUUUUUUUUUUUUUUGUCAGUUUGAAAAAAGAGGACAGUACAAUGCAAAUAUAUCAUUUAGAUUUAUUAUAAUAUAAUUUACAGUAUAUAUUAAGACCACUCAGUCAGUCUUAUAUUUAUUAAACAGAUUUAAAGCAAUGGAUCAUUUAAGUUUCAGGCAGCAUUGGCAAUAUGCUUGAUUUUACUGUGGUUGUAUGGCUGGAGCACCCAUGUUAACAUGUAUUAUUCCUUCUUGUGUUAUGUUAUGGGACUUAAUGGGAGUAUGUUUGAUUUCACUGGCUUUCUAUAUAAUUCUCUGAAUACUGAAAAGGACAGGGUAGGCAUGCACUUACAUUACUUUCAAAGAAUGAUCUUUCAAAGUUAUAAAUCUAUUCUUGGGUGAUAAAUUGAUAAAGCUACACUUUCCUCACUGUAACAAUAUGAACGGCUUGUUUUCUGUAAAGGCACUGUAAAAAUGUCACUAAACAUGCUGCUUACCAGUUCUGGUGCACUGUGAUUGUAAAUUAAUGCAAGGGGUUUUAUUGUAUUACUCUUGAGGUCAUUACAGAAAAUCGUUAACAGAUAUACAAAAAUGUUAUCAUUUUUAUCUAUUAAUAGUACACCUCUCUCUCUCUCUCUCUCUCUCUCUCUCUCUCACUCUCUCACUCUC